AUGUGGUUCGAACAGUUCUACUCUGGAAUAAUUACGACCGCUUUCGUGGCUGGCGCCUGCUACAUGUCCUACCCAUUCAACAAAUGGGACGUCGGAAGAGCUUUCCGUCGCAAUUAUUGUACUCCGCAGAGGUGAUUCUUCAUCAAAACUAUAACCUUCAAUUAAUUCAUCAGUUUGCAGAGUUGAACUGUCGAAAAGAGACCACAGACUAACCGGAAACCAGUAUCGCAUCGCUGGUCUUGAUUCCUUCCCAGAGAAGUGAGUUUAUUGUGUCUUUUUUGAAAGUGAAUUUCGUCGACGUUAUUAAAAGUAUCCUGAACCUUUCAAUUAAACUCUUCUAUAAUUUUAAUAUAGUGUCAUCUGAACUAGACUGGUUUUUAGUCAAAAAUUGUCCAACUUAUCAUCAGGAUCAUGUUAAUAGUAGUUCAUUUUUUAGUAUCUAUUUUCAGGUAA
Caenorhabditis sp. 36 PRJEB53466 is the source of this 453-nucleotide messenger RNA. NCBI's taxonomy places the organism in Eukaryota, Metazoa, Nematoda, Chromadorea, Rhabditida, Rhabditidae. The record is from the annotation of a GenBank genome assembly.